Styela clava is the source of this 1085-nucleotide messenger RNA. Lineage: Eukaryota; Metazoa; Chordata; Ascidiacea; Stolidobranchia; Styelidae. The record is from RefSeq and is a predicted model, not a curated record.
UGUAUCAAUUGAUUUUAAUUGAAUAUUUUCGAUAUUAUGGUCACUUUGUUAUUACUUCUCAACUAAGACGAAAUAGAUUAGUUUGAUAAAACAUGGUUUCGUCGUUGAUCGCCAUCUUGAUUUUAGGCGCUGUAGCCCGUGGCAAUGGUCAAUGUGAAGGAGAAGAGAUGAACUUAACAUCAGAAAACGGCGAAAUAAGUUCUCCAAAUAAUCGCUACGAAUACGGAAGAAGCGCAAAUUGCUUAUGGGAAUUCACUCCUGCGGACCGUUACGCCCUUGUGUUAACAAUCACGUAUCAGAGGCUUUAUAUUAUUGCAAACGGGAACAAACUAUGCUUGGGAUCUUACAGGCUUAUGAUAAAUAACGAUACACAAGAAUGUACGAGAUACAUUGAUACCAGAUUUCCUACUACAUUGAUCGAACCUUUUGAAUACUUCGACUUUAUGUGUGGUGAGGACGCCGGAAAUAAGCAAAGCGUUCAUGUUCAGUAUAUAUCGGACGGACGAACAUAUACCGGUUCGGGGACAAUGCAAACCUUUGGAAUGGGUUUCAGAAUCCAGUACAAGUUUUUACAAUGUCCCACAGUUACAGCCACCAUAGUUGAAACAUUACGCAUUACUGCAAAGUCGGAUCCGGACACUCAUACAAACCCUGAGACAACAGCGAUCGGAAACGCCCACGAAUUAAUCACAUUGAAAACUAACAUAGGAACAUUCAAAACAAACACUGAUAGAUUUUCAAGCGGAAUGGAUCAAACAACUCUGAUAAUCCUCCUCUCCAUACCGGAAUUUAUUCUCGUUUCAAUUAUGAUCGUGGCUGGGAUUAUCACAACGCUCAGACCAUGCCAACACAGCACAAGGGACUGUAGUGCCACUGUACCUGAUGCGACUGAGAUGGGAAACAUCAGUUCUGCGGGACAGAACGGAACGUCAGGUGCAGAUGCAUACGAAGAAGUUCAAGCUGCGCCAUCUGGUGGAUAUGAAGAGAUACUAGCAGCAACUGAUGGAUACGAGGAAGUGCAAAUCAGGGCAACAACCCAGAAACAUGAGGCCGGACAUACAGCGACGUAUGCAAACGUUGCAUAA